AUGACUAGGUUUAUGCAGAUGAAUCAAACUAGUGAAAAGAUUGAAGAAUAUAUUAAAGAUGAAACUGAUCAGCAGUUUGGUUCAUCUACAGUUAAAUUUUUAGUAUAUGAGUCUAUUGAGGAAGAUGAGAAAGAUAGUGACAUUAACAAUCAUUCUUGUAAUGUCUUCACAAAGAAUUGGCACCAGAAACUAGAGGAAAAAGAUAAACCUUCUACAAAAGAUAAAAAAGCGGAGGAUAUUCCUAAGCGAAACUUAUCCAGGAAGCAAAACAAAGAAGAACCAGGAUCAUCAAACAAAGCCGACAAAGCUUUUGAUUACAGGGAACCUACUCUUGAAGAUUAUUUUGAUUUUAUAGAACAUUGUAAAAAGACCAAGGUACAAAUUUCUCAAUUUGAGCAUCUCAAGAAGAACCCACAACAGUUGGAUAAAUUGGUGCAUUGUAUCAAAAAGGAUCUCAAGAAGUUUCAUUCAGAUAUACACCAAGAAUCAGGUGAGAACUUUGAUGAUGAUGAUAAAGAGAGAUCUAUAGCAAAGGAAUAA
Messenger RNA from Cryptomeria japonica (Japanese cedar), 540 nucleotides. RefSeq lists its product as uncharacterized. Lineage: Eukaryota; Viridiplantae; Streptophyta; Pinopsida; Cupressales; Cupressaceae. The record is from RefSeq and is a predicted model, not a curated record. The coding region runs from base 1 to 540 and encodes 179 amino acids. The transcript has a single exon.